Messenger RNA from Aaosphaeria arxii CBS 175.79, 2144 nucleotides. RefSeq names its product squalene monooxygenase. The record is from RefSeq and is a predicted model, not a curated record. Gene Ontology annotation, biological process: ergosterol biosynthetic process. NCBI's taxonomy places the organism in Eukaryota, Fungi, Ascomycota, Dothideomycetes, Pleosporales. The transcript has 2 exons. Bases 321 to 1868 code for a protein of 515 amino acids. Gene Ontology annotation, cellular component: membrane; endoplasmic reticulum. Gene Ontology annotation, molecular function: squalene monooxygenase activity; flavin adenine dinucleotide binding.
GAAGAAAAGGAAUAUCACCGCAUAGAUACGAUACUUAUACAAUAAUACCCCUCCCCUCCAUUCUACUCCUCUCCUCAACUCUCACGGGCUUCGUAUUCAAUUAAAUCACAUCUGUCAUUGCAAUAAUCAAUCGAUUGAUUGUUGCCUACUUGACCUUUAAAUUCCCCAGCCCGGUUAUAUACGCAGCACGAUUGCGUAGAAGGCGGCGGCGACGGCGAAACUGCGGUAGAUAGAUUAUAUUAACCUCAACCUCAACCUCGACCACUACCACCACCACCACCACCACCACCUCUCUCCCUACAUAUACCUCCUCAUUCAACAUGUCGUCGACUGCCACUACCACGACAGCCACCACCACACGAGUCACCGCCCUCGAAGACCGCCCGCAAUCCAUGACCUCCCGCCGCAACAAGUCCUCCUCCUCCCCCCUGCACAACCUACCCACCGACGCCGACUACCGCGAGUACCGCCGCCGCGUACACCAUGAAGCCGACAUCGUCAUCGUCGGCGCGGGCGUCGUCGGUUGCGCGGCCGCCGUCGCAUUCGGAAAGCAGGGGCGGAGCGUCAUUCUGCUCGAGCGGAGCAUGAAGGAGCCGGAUCGCAUCGUGGGAGAGCUGCUGCAACCAGGAGGUGUGAAUGCGCUCGAGAAGCUGGGAAUGAAAGACUGCCUCGAGGGAAUUGACGCCGUCCCAUGCUACGGCUACGAAGUCACAUACCACGGCGAGCCCGUCAAGAUCCCCUACUCGUCCAUUGUGACGCCGGAAGAAUACGCCCACAGCAAGCCAGAAGGACGGUCAUUCCACCACGGUCGCUUCAUCUCGAAACUUCGCGCCGCCGCGAUUGCAACCCCCAAUGUCACCGUCAUCGAAUCGACCGUGACCUCGCUCGUGCACAACACCUACACCAACCAGGUGCAGGGAGUGCAGGCGAUGACCGCCGGAAAAGAGGACUACUUCUUUGGCUCCCUGACCAUCGUGUCCGACGGCUACGCCUCCAAGUUCCGCAAGGAGUACCUUUCCCACACGCCCGAGGUGCGCAGCAAGUUCUGGGCGCUCGAGAUGAUAGACGCAGACCUACCCGCUCCCAACCACGGGCACGUCAUCCUGUCCGACGCGCCCCCGAUCCUAAUCUACCAAAUCGGCACGCACGAGACUCGCAUCCUCAUCGACGUCCCGGAGAACCUCCCGUCCGCGUCCGUCAAGAACGGUGGCAUCAAAAACCACAUGCUCAACGUCGCGCUACCCACCGUCCCCGAGUGCGUGCGCCCCUCCCUCAAGCGCGCCAUCGAAGGAGGCAAGUUCCGCAGUAUGCCCAAUUCCUUCCUCCCCUCCUCCGUCCAGAAAACACCCGGACUCUUUAUCCUCGGCGACGCCAUGAACAUGCGACACCCGCUCACAGGCGGCGGCAUGACCGUCGCCUUCAACGACGUGUACCUCCUCUCGCAACUCCUCUCCCCCACCACCGUCCCCUCCCUCGAAUCCACCGACCUCGUCCUAACCCAACUCUCCCGCUUCCACUGGGCCCGCAAGACCUCCUCGUCGCUCAUCAACAUCCUCGCCAUGGCCCUCUACUCCCUCUUCGCCGCCGACGACUGGCGCCUCAUGACGCUCCAGAACGGCUGCUUCCGGUACUUCCAGCGCGGCGGCGCCUGCAUCGCCGAGCCGUGCGGCAUGCUCGCGGGCAUCAUCUCGCGCCCCACGACCCUCGUCUACCACUUCUUCGCCGUCGCCUUCUACGCCGUCUGGAUGCGCAUCCGCGCCGCGCCGUGGUACCUCGUGCCGUGGGCGCUGUUCGUGGAGAGCGUGCUCGUGAUCGCGAAGGCCGCGUUCGUUAUUGGCCCGUAUUUGCUGUGGGAGGUCAGCAAGUAGGAAAUAUUCCCCGCCUUUUUUGUUGCGUUUGACGAAGCGAAAGACUUGUUUUACACUUAUUUAAUCCUAUUACUUUAAUUCAGAGGACGAAGAAUCAGCGCGUUUCGGCGUAGAUCAGUUUUCCCUCGUUUUUUGCAUGGGUUGGGCGAUUUGGCGUUCGUUGAUAGAUACCGUUGUUCGAUAUGAGUCGAAAUGAACGGUGUUGUUGUUUUCUAUUUGAAAAAUGGGGAGUGGUGGUGAAUGGUAAUAUGACCACACCAUGCGGGAGAGAAGUGG